AGUUUGACACCCCUGGUUGAGAAAGAAUCAUCCGCGAUAUAGACAGACAGAACAGUGAGAAGCAAUACAGAAGUUACACUUGCUAUUUUAUAAGUCACCAGUAGAGUGCAGCACUGACCACCGCUGCCUAAAAUGUAAUGACAUUGAAACGGCGAAGAAGAAUAUUGUUCAACAAGGAAGUCGAUAAAUCGACAGGAAACCUUCGCUGGCUUCCUUUUGUUUUGUUUGUAUUUUGUUUCUUUUUAUUGCUACCGUUAUUGUUUUUACCAAGACGGCCAUUUGGAUUAAGUAACAAUCGGUGGGUAGUUUUGUUGUUCGUCUUUACUUAGUUUUUGUGUAACUACCGACACGGUUUGACGUUAGCUUCGUAGGCUAAUAACAGAGCUAACAGGCCUGAAGGCCAUCUGUCCGUUGUUUGUCGGCCUAUCAGCAGCCUGUUAUCCCUUUAAACUCAAAUGUUAUUAGUACAUUUUACACAUCUAAAUAUUGACGUUGCUGCUUACAAGCUACUUAUUUGGUUUCGUUGAGGUGUCCCUAGCAACGAAGCGUUGACGCCGCUUGGAAUUAGUAAAAAUAAUCCAACUUUCUAAAAGGACUGGAAGACGAGCAUGUAUGCCCCGCCGGGUUCUGCAGCUCCUGGAAGCCGGAGAAGAAGAGGAGGCACCCCUUUACCCAAGCAACCAGAGCGGAGUCUGGUCUCAGCUCUGCCCGGAGCCCUGUCAAUUACCGCCUUGUGCACGGCUCUGGCUGAACCAGCCUGGCUCAGGGUUCAUGGAGGCACCUGUCCCAGACAAGAACUGGGGGUGGCGGAUGUCUUAGGCUACAUCGACCCCAAGCUUCUGGACGAUUACUGUGUGAACCCGCAGACCAUCUUGUUGCUCAGAGUGAUCGCAGCCUUCUGUUUCCUGGGCAUCUUCUGUAGCCUGACAGCGUUUCUCCUGGAUGUGUUUGGACCUAAGUACCCUGCCCUCAAGAUCACACGAAGAUAUGCCUUUGCACACAUCCUCACGGUGCUGCAGUGUGCCACCGUCAUAGGUUUCUGCUACUGGGCCUCAGAGCUGGUCUUGUCCCUGCAGCAGCAACACAAGAAGUAUCACGGCUCCCUUGUGUACGUCACCUUCGCCAUCAGCUUCUACCUGGUGGCGGGGGCCGGCGGAGCCUCCAUUCUCGCCACAGCCGCCAACCUCCUGCGACACUACCCCACCGAGGAAGAGGAGCAGGCUUUAGAACUGCUCUCUGAGAUGGAGGACAGCAGCGAAACAUUUCCUGCCGAUUAUGACAUUGCGAACCAGUUUCAGCCGCCGCCCGCCUACACACCCUGACAGGCCUCGCUGGCAUCACUGUGCUAGAGGAGCAAACAUGCUCACAGUCAAAUGGAUAUCUUUGCAAAUACUCUCCAUAGUUGAACACGGCGUGCACCGCAAGUGCACACGCGCCAUGACUGACAAGCGCUUCAGUGCAUGAGAGAAAUGUGGGUCACUGAUGGUGUUGAUUUGCAUGUAAAUGGCUUGUAGGAAUUGCUUCUCUAUCUAAAGCAAAAAUGCUCAACAUGGCUGAUGACGUAAUUGAUUAAGCAGCCUGAUCGAUGGUGAUUCUUAUUGAAAGCGUGGCUAGAUUUGGGUUCCAGUAGGCCAUGGGCGGAGCUUUGCAAUGUUUUUAAAAAAGAUGUGCUUAUGUUGCUGAUACAUCAAAAGUGCAGAAAAAUACUGAGAUUUCUUUUAUAAAUAAUAUCAAACAGCCCUUUAUUUAUUGAUUAGUUCAUUUGUCCUGGUUUGAAUACUGUUGCUGAUUUAGUCUUACGUGAUGACAUCAGUGGGUGAGAAAAUGGAACCUGCACCACAUAGAAGAUAAAGAAUGUGUUUGGCAGUAAAAGUAAGAUUCAGAUUCAACAGAAACCUCACUUCUUGAGUUGGUCUUGUCAUGUUUGUAUAGCAUAUUUCAAAACAACUUUAUUUGUACCUUGUGACCCGGUAGUGUUUCUAUGCAUGUGAAAUAUUUUGCAAGACGGAUUCAAGUUGUGAUUAGCGUGGUGAUUGUAGUUUGUUGUGUGCUCUUAUGUUUACACAAUUUCUGCUUUUUAUUCCUGGAUUUUGGUUUAUAUGUUUAUCAUUAUGUAAAUAUUGUUUAUACAUUUAAAAGGUGUUCAAAAUAAAACAAAUGCCAUUUGUCUUU
Messenger RNA from Dunckerocampus dactyliophorus (ringed pipefish), 2172 nucleotides. It is a transcript of the gene tmem127, whose product is annotated as transmembrane protein 127. The transcript is spliced from 3 exons. Gene Ontology annotation, cellular component: membrane. NCBI's taxonomy places the organism in Eukaryota, Metazoa, Chordata, Actinopteri, Syngnathiformes, Syngnathidae. Bases 609 to 1322 code for a protein of 237 amino acids. Gene Ontology annotation, biological process: negative regulation of cell population proliferation; negative regulation of TOR signaling. The record is from RefSeq and is a predicted model, not a curated record.